AUGCCCAAUCGUGUGUACCGGUCUGAUUAUUGUGUGAUUCUGUUCAUUUUUUAUAUCGUCUCAUUUUCGGAUCUAUUCUUGCCGGGAAUUUAUGGUAUUGAAGGGCAACCAAAUCAUGGUGGUCCUCAUCGUGGUCUAUCCGUUCCCGUGUCCGGAAUUUAUACACACGACAAAGUACAGAUUCAAAUGACACGACUUGGUGCCUCAAGUGACAAGAUCGGAUCGAACGAGGUGAGCGGAAAUUCCGGCGGAGUCAGAGCAUCACUCGGCUCGAAUCAUUCAGCCCUCGGGAGCAGUCCGGAAAUUCCGUUUCACGUGGGAGGUUUGGGUCUCGCGUCGACCGCACAAAAUCGUAUCAGUCUGGGGGCUCUGACGAAGAUGGAAUCUAGAUCCGCUCAUUCGCCUCGGCCCCCAGAAAAGUCAACAGGGGUGGGACUCGGCUGGUCAGACCACAGUGUAACCGCAGGUUCCUCAUCUUCCAAACAGCCCACUCGUUUCGAGGAUGUUAACGUUCGCGUUAUGGGUCAAUCGAUAGAUCCUCGUGUGAUCAACCAUUUGACCCCGGACGUGUCCCCUUAUAAAGUACGUAAAUUGCGUAAAAUUCUCGCGGGUAGCCUGGAUCGCGAAUGGACUUCGGAAACGGCUCCCCGAGUACUCCGACAACGAGGUGUAGCCGGGACUGGUGGUCUGGCCCCGGACGGGAGUACAGCCGCUUCACCGGUAGACGUGAAACUGAUCAAUGAGGCGUACAAUUUAAAUUUUACUCUCCGACACGAUUCCGGUGAGGCGUUCACAUUAUCAGAACCGCAAAUUAAACUAUUUCGUGCAUGGCUGAUUGAGAAAGCCACAUGUGAGAUGGAAUUUAUCUGGGAAGAUUUGGGUUCCCUAUUCUGGCCCCGUUGGAUUCGUCGUGGUGUUUGCCUGAACAAACCUGGUCAGUCGUGUUCCUGGCCGCCGGGAAUGAAGUGCCAACCGUCGGGUUCACGCGCGCUCCGGCUGUUGCACUGGAAAUGUGAAGAUGCGGCCCAAAUUCAGUCACGCAAACGCGCUGCCGAACAGCGUAAUCGACGCCGAAAUGCUGUCAACACGUUCCACUCGCGAUUCCACGAUAUGCAACCAGCCGCGGCGGCGAACGCAGAGUUCGCUCUGCCCCGAGUCGAAACGGGCACUUUGUCUCGGCUCAGUCUGCGCGAUACGCACAACAUGAUCCCCCUGUCCGGGCAUCAGAUGAUGCGAGUUCAACUGCGUGCUCCCCGAUGGCCUUCCGACGCUCCGCAGACACGAGCGGACACAAAAGAGCCGGUGGAUGAGAUCACACGUGAGGAGAGACGUAAACGCCGAGCCAGACGCCUGAUCAAACGAUUGAGUGUCACUGCCAACGGAUAUCAUUGUUACUGGCAAGUACAGAAGUAUCUGAUCAGUGAUCGAUGCGCUUGUCUCUGCUCCUAA
Messenger RNA from Echinostoma caproni, 1449 nucleotides. NCBI's taxonomy places the organism in Eukaryota, Metazoa, Platyhelminthes, Trematoda, Plagiorchiida, Echinostomatidae. The record is from the annotation of a GenBank genome assembly.